Messenger RNA from Rhineura floridana, 1649 nucleotides. RefSeq names its product interleukin 17 receptor E like (gene IL17REL). The coding region runs from base 51 to 1619 and encodes 522 amino acids. Gene Ontology annotation, molecular function: interleukin-17 receptor activity. The record is from RefSeq and is a predicted model, not a curated record. The transcript has 18 exons. NCBI's taxonomy places the organism in Eukaryota, Metazoa, Chordata, Lepidosauria, Squamata, Rhineuridae.
CAAAGGGUGACUUAUUUUAAAAUAGUAGUAGUUUGAUUUUUUUAAAAAAAAUGUUAUUUAAGAUGCAUUUUUUUGCAGUGUUUUGGGGAGCUUACAGCUACCAGCUCAUUCCCAGAAUUGAAGAGUGUGGACUUACAUGUUCUCAGGGAUUUCACUGCAAAACUCAAACAUCUACUGGUGUUUCUAACAAUUUCUGCCAUCCACCUCCCUCUUCUUUUUCUGCUACUACCCUGAGAAAUAUGAAGCUCUGGACUGCAAUGAAGUGUGUCGAACAAAGUCAAUGUUCCCUUUACUUAAGUGUCAAGGGGACGCUGCAUCUUAAUGAAAAUGUCCAUGGAAUGGAAAUUUGUUCCUUCUCAAUGGACACACAGAAGUCUCAAUGUGUGAACGUGAAAAUCUCUAAGAAUGUACAUGGACGGCUUGCUGGAAAGAAGGUGAAAGUGCAGUUCAAUUGCUUUGAAGUCAGUGCAGGACAACAUCUCCAUGUGUCCAUGAAGACGAUUCCUAAUUACUGUGGAGUUCAAAGGAAUCAAGAAUAUUAUGUUGAAGAUUGCAGAAACAGUGAUGUGGGAAAAAAUAUUCCAGUCUGUUUUGCUAGCAAAAUGGCUUAUGAUGUGGACAGAGCAAGAAAAACCAUUUUCGUGAAUAUUUCAGAUGUCGUUCAAGGCACAGAUUAUUAUGUUCGUUUGUGCCACCGAUGGUUUGUUUGUGAGGAUGUGGAACCAGUCAUCUUGAUACAAGGGAAUGACUUAAUGAAAUCAGUUUCUUUACAGUACACUCAGUUGCUACCUUGCUUGUGUAUUGAGACAUGGCCAGCAAUUUCUGAUGCACGGAGAAUGCAGUUGUGCCCAUUCAAAAAUGAUACCGAGGCCCUGUGGGACAGCAUCAGUUAUAAUCCAGUCACACAAACGCUGGCAUGGGAAGCUGCCUGUCCUGUUCAGGUUACUGUCAGUCUUUGUGAGCUGAUGAAAACUAAUGACCCAUGUGUUGAUUUAGAGAACACUUCAAACGCUGCUCCAGAGAAAGUAAAAUAUUCUCGAGUUGAUGCACAUCCAAGUCUUUGCAUGAAGUUUACAACUAACCACGGUUCUUGGGUGAGAUGCCCAUUUGCUCAUGGAAAUUUCCAAGCUUGGAAAAUGAGGCUCGCUGUGACGGACGAACAGAUAGAAGUUUCCUUCACAUCACGUGCAGCCGAGGCAGAAUUUUCAGUUCUUGUAUGCAACAGGACAGAGUCAUCUUUAUGCAACUCGGUUGGAACACACCAGCCAGUCUCAGUGGGUGGCUUGAGUUCAACAUCUGUCAACAUUUCAGGCAAAACAUGCGGUUCAAACAUCUGCAUUCAGGGAUGGAGGACAGAUGUAGACUAUUCUAUUCCUUCAUACGUCUGUGAUUUGCCAUGCGCUUCUUCUGUUCAGAGUCAAGAACGUGAUGAAAAUUCCUUAAGUAUCCUAUCCCUGGGAGCACUGCUUGCAUUGCUUGUAGCCAUGAUGGCUCUCCUUGGACAUAAACUUUUAUCAGUUUUUCACAAAAAAAGUCAUGAAGAGAAAAGCACAGCACAUACCAAAACACAGACAAGAGCAUCCAUUCUUUGCAUUGAUGAAGAAAAGCAAAUACUUUAGCAGAACACUUUCCAACUCCUCAGCAGGCUU